Chlamydomonas reinhardtii is the source of this 5551-nucleotide messenger RNA. RefSeq lists its product as uncharacterized. The transcript has 9 exons. Lineage: Eukaryota; Viridiplantae; Chlorophyta; Chlorophyceae; Chlamydomonadales; Chlamydomonadaceae. The record is from RefSeq and is a predicted model, not a curated record. Bases 189 to 5186 code for a protein of 1665 amino acids.
AUGAAACGGGCGACGUCGAGUUCAGCCGCGGUUGCGAGCUGGAACUCGACCGCACGGAGCCCAUAAUCUUUCAGCCCCCUCCGGACGCGUUCACCUACACCGCCCCCCCGAAAACAGUGACGCUGACGCCGGCUGAUUGCGGCUGGGCUGGCUCCACGUUCAACAACUUUUUCCUCUUCUCGCACCAGAUGAGUGCCGUGACGUCUGGGAACGUUGCAGUGUUCGAGCUGCUGAUAGAUUCAUUCACCAUGGACAUGGGCAUGACUCCAUCACCCUCGCCAAUGCCCCCGUCGCCGGCACCGUCACCGCCUAGGACCAUCCCGUGGCCGCCCAGUCCCGAGCCGCCCAGCCCCGAGCCGCCCAGCCCAGUGUUCGCCAACACGCGGACUGUCAGCGUUGACACACUGCCACUUGGAGACAUCACCAACACUUCGCUUCAGGCGCUAGGCAUCCGCCUUGGCCAAAGCAUAUACACGCGGUCGCCUGCCUGGGGAGAGGUGGUAGACUGCGCCGCUGGCUGGAGCUACCGGGGAAGCACCAUGACCGCCACCGGCUGCACCAAGACCCUGCGCUUUCCAUAUAUCGGCGUGUCGGGCACCUUUCUGACACUGCCGUCGCCCAGCAGCAAGUUCUACAGCCUCACGCUCACGUACCGCACCACCCUUCUGUAUGUGAAACUGAACCUAUAUCUUGGCGGCCGAAGCUGUGGGUUGAACCUGAGCCCUACAGAGCCCAUCGCCUUCCCCAAGCCGGAUGCAUUCACCUACACCAGAUCAAACACGCGGACGGUAACUCCGGCAGAUUGCGGCUGGCCGGCUGGGUCUACGUUUGACACGUUUCAAAUAAACCCACGCGACACCCCCGACAGCCUGGAAGAGGAGUACGUUGCCGCAGACGUGUUUGAGCUGUUGAUUGAUUCGUUCACCAUGGAAACGGGCAUGGCUCUUCCACCAACCCCUCCCAGCCCGGAGCCGCCCAGCCCUUAUGAGCCGCCCAGCCCCGAGCCGCCCAGCCCCGAGCCGCCCAGCCCCCAGCCGCCCAGCCCCCAGCCGCCCAGCCCCGAGCCUGCCUCCCCGCCGCCGCUGCCCCCGUCACCCGCCCCACCGGAGCCCAUGGGUUUUGGCAGCACGCGCAGCGUAGAUUUUGGCACUAUUCCGCUGAAAUACCUUACGGCGACUUCACUGGACGCCCUGGGCAUUGUCAUUGGAAACACACCCAGCAGUGGCACCGACAUCAACCAACCAAUCCACGACUUGGGAAAGGUUGAAGAUUGUGCUAUAGGCUGGCCCUACCGCGACAGUAUAACGCAAUACAUGACUUCGACCGGCUGCAGCAGGACCCUGGCAUACAAUAUUGAAGGCACAUCAAGCUGGUUCCAGGCGCUGCCCCUGUCCUCCCCGUUCUGGAGGCUCACACUCACGUACCGCACAUCCUCACCUCACAUCGGAGUGGGCUUUCAUGAAACGGGCGACGUCGAGUUCAGCCGCGGUUGCGAGCUGGAACUCGACCGCACGGAGCCCAUAAUCUUUCAGCCCCCUCCGGACGCGUUCACCUACACCGCCCCCCCGAAAACAGUGACGCUGACGCCGGCUGAUUGCGGCUGGGCUGGCUCCACGUUCAACAACUUUUUCCUCUUCUCGCACCAGAUGAAUGCCGUGACGUCUGGGAACGUUGCAGUGUUCGAGCUGCUGAUAGAUUCAUUCACCAUGGACAUGGGCAUGACUCCAUCACCCUCGCCAAUGCCCCCGUCGCCGGCACCGUCACCGCCUAGGACCAUCCCGUGGCCGCCCAGUCCCGAGCCGCCCAGCCCCGAGCCGCCCAGCCCAGUGUUCGCCAACACGCGGACUGUCAGCGUUGACACACUGCCACUUGGAGACAUCACCAACACUUCGCUUCAGGCGCUAGGCAUCCGCCUUGGCCAAAGCAUAUACACGCGGUCGCCUGCCUGGGGAGAGGUGGUAGACUGCGCCGCUGGCUGGAGCUACCGGGGAAGCACCAUGACCGCCACCGGCUGCACCAAGACCCUGCGCUUUCCAUAUAUCGGCGUGUCGGGCACCUUUCUGACACUGCCGUCGCCCAGCAGCAAGUUCUACAGCCUCACGCUCACGUACCGCACCACCCUUCUGUAUGUGAAACUGAACCUAUAUCUUGGCGGCCGAAGCUGUGGGUUGAACCUGAGCCCUACAGAGCCCAUCGCCUUCCCCAAGCCGGAUGCAUUCACCUACACCAGAUCAAACACGCGGACGGUAACUCCGGCAGAUUGCGGCUGGCCGGCUGGGUCUACGUUUGACACGUUUCAAAUAAACCCACGCGACACCCCCGACAGCCUGGAAGAGGAGUACGUUGCCGCAGACGUGUUUGAGCUGUUGAUUGAUUCGUUCACCAUGGAAACUGGCACGACUCUUCCACCAGCCCCUCCCAGCCCUGAGCCGCCCAGUCCCCAGCAGCCGCCCAGCCCCCAGCCUCCCAGCCCUGAGCCUCCCAGCCCCGAGCCUGCCUCCCCGCCGCCGCUACCCCCGUCACCAUCACCCCCCUCACCGGAGCCCAUGGGUUUUGGCAGCACGCGCAGCGUCAAUUUUGGCACAGUGCCGCUUGGAUCCCUUACGGCGACUUCGCUGGACGCCCUGGGCAUUGGCCUUGUGAAUGCCCCCAACGGCGUCGACAUCUUCGAACCAAACAGCAACUGGGGAACGGUUAAAGAUUGCGCUGCAGGCUGGAGCAACCCCAACCGUAGGACAACAUAUAUGACCACGACCGGCGGCUGCAGCAGGACCCUGGUAUACACUAGUGAAAGCUUAUCAAGCUGGUUCCAGGCGCUGCCCCCGUCCUCCCCGUUCUGGAGGCUCACGCUCACGUACCGCACAUCCUCGCCUCACGUGGGAGUGGGCUUUUAUGCAACCGGCGACGUCGAGUUCAAUCACAAAUGCGAGCUGGAACUCGACCGCACAGAGCCCAUUAUCUUUGAGCCCCCUCCGGACGCGUUCACCUACACCGCCCCCUCGAAAACAGUGACGCUGACGCCGGCUGAUUGUGGCUGGCCCGGGUCCACGUUCGACAACUUUUUCCUCUUUUCGUACCAGAUGAAUGCCGUGGCGUACGGGAACGUUGCAGUGUUCGAGCUGCUCAUAGAUUCAUUCACCAUGGACAUGGGCAUGACUCCAUCACCCUCGCCAAUGCCCCCGUCGCCGGCACCGUCACCGCCUAGGACCAUCCCGUGGCCGCCCAGUCCCGAGCCGCCCAGCCCCGAGCCGCCCAGCCCAGUGUUCGCCAACACGCGGACUGUCAGCGUUGACACGCUGCCACUUGGAGACCUCACCGGCACUUCACUUCAGGCGCUAGGCAUCCGCCUUGGCCAAAGCAUAUACACGCGGUCGCCUGCCUGGGGAGAGGUGGUAGACUGCGCCGCUGGCUGGAGCUACCGGGGAAGCACCAUGACCGCCACCGGCUGCACCAAGACCCUGCGCUUUCCAUAUAUCGGCGUGUCGGGCACCUUUCUGACACUGCCGUCGCCCAGCAGCAAGUUCUACAGCCUCACGCUCACGUACCGCACCACCCUUCUGUAUGUGAAACUGAACCUAUAUCUUGGCGGCCGAAGCUGUGGGUUGAACCUGAGCCCUACAGAGCCCAUCGCCUUCCCCAAGCCGGAUGCAUUCACCUACACCAGAUCAAACACGCGGACGGUAACUCCGGCAGAUUGCGGCUGGCCGGCUGGGUCUACGUUUGACACGUUUCAAAUAAACCCACGCGACAGCCUGGAAGAGGAUAAAGAGGAGUACGUUGCCGCAGACGUGUUUGAGCUGUUGAUUGAUUCGUUCACCAUGGAAACUGGCAUGGCUCUUCCACCAAACCCUCCCAGCCCUGAGCCGCCCAGUCCCCAGCCGCCCAGCCCCCAGCCGCCCAGCCCCCAGCCGCCCAGCCCUGAGCCGCCCAGCCCCGAGCCUGCCUCCCCACCGCCCUCGCCUGCUCCCCCAAGCCCGCCUCCUCCCUCACCGCCGCCGCCACCACCGCCGCCGCCGCCCUCGCGUCCCUUGACUGACCUUCCUUCUUCGCUGCCGCCGUCUCCAUCACCGACAGCACCUCCGUCUCCUCUUACGCCGUCACCUGAUGCGCCCUCUUCACUGGCCCCGCCAUCCCCAUUGCCGCCCGCACCUCCCACACUGAGCCCCAACCCUCCGCCCUCGCAAUCUUCACCAGCCCCACCCUCGCCCGCCGUUGUGGCGGCUGCCCCACCUUCCCUGCCGGCUCCCCGCCAGGAGCCGUCCCCACCCCCGUCACCCGCCAUCGUGGCGACCUUCCGCUCCUACUUCCUGGGCUGCUUCGCGUUUGCUUUUGACACUACAGCCUAUGCUGCCGCCUCGCGCGCCCUUCCCAUCACCCUCGCCACCAACGACGAGGCCAUGACGGUGGCCAAGUGCGCCGGGCUCGCCCAGGCUGCAGGCCUGGACCACUACGGUGUUACAAACGGGCAAACCUGCGUCGGCGGCGACGUCAGCCGGCAGCAGGCAACCCAGCACGGCUCGCUGCCGGCGUCUGCCUGCGACCGGCCCUGCCCUGGCGACGCCAGCCAGACCUGCGGUGGCGGUCCCACCAACGCUAGCACGCAGCUGUCAGCCAUGAGCCUCUACUCCUUCAACCCCGACAGCCCUCCACCGCAGCCGCCGCAGCGCGCACCGCGCAAGCCCUCGCGCCCUGGCUCCGCCGCCAAGCCGCCCAAGCCGCCCUCGCCGGCUCCGCCGCUGCCCAGCCCACCCUCGCCCUCCCGGCAGGUCGAGACGCAGACGCUGAUCCAGACAGCCGCCGCCGACCUGCCGGCCCUUCAAAAGGACGUCAGCCAGGCCGUCGCCGUGCCCAGCGCGCGCAGCCUGAUCCUACUGCAGCCAACCGCCGUGCCCAUCUUCACGGCUGGGGUCAUCACCAAACCUUCGGCUACUUCGGCUGCUGCGCUCAAUGCGCCAGUGAUCGCCUCGGCUCGUGUGGGGCAGCAGGGCCGGCUGGUCGCGUUUGGGAGUGCGGUCAUGCUCACAGGCUGCUGCGGCCAGCAAGGCAGCUCGGCAGCAGCUGUGGCGGGCUUUGACUCAGCCGAGCUGGACAAGAUCAUUGCUAACGCCGCGAGCUGGGCUGCGGCCGCUGGUACUGUGGGUGUCUCUAUUUCUAUUUCUAUUUCUACCGUGUGUACAUACUUUUAGAUAGUGGGUGUUAACGUUGAUUGUUCAUUGAUGACUCAUCAGAAACCAUUGGCACUAUAACGACGGGUCCAUGCGUUAGAGCAUGCGUUAGCAUGCGUGCCGCAUGGCCCAAACGCAUGCUUAACGCGUGAAAAGCAUGUGCUGUACGCAUGCGGUGCCCGCCCAUACGCAUGCGUGCGCUACCAGAGCGUGCGUUACCUAACGCAUGCUGGUGUUGGCUAGCGGCCGCAGCGACUCUUUCUGGAUGUACGCAUGCGUCCCGAACGCAUGCCAUACGCAUGCUUGAAGCACAUAUGCCGGUUGCGUGAAGUACUACGCAUGCCAUGGCGCAUGCGGGACGCAUGUGCGUUACCUAACGCAAGCAG